CCUUCGUCACUCCUUCCACCGUCUCCUUUCCGACCCACGAAUCCUCGAACUUUAAUCCGUUCUCCAGCGGCAGGAUGGGAUUUUUGAUGCGGAGACGGAGAAAUCUGGACUGAGACGAACCGAUCGGUGCCUCGCAUUAUCCAUUUCGUCGAAGAUUUCGAUCUCGGAUUCUCUCCCGCUCUAAAUGCUUGCUUAGAAGUUAGAACCCUAAAGGUUUGAUCCGUGAUCCUUUGCCUUGCUUGUCGGGAUGAAGGUUUUGUGUCGGAAUAUGGAGCAGGACCGAGAGCAGACGAUGAUUUCUUCGUCGCCGUUCGUGAUCUCGUUCCUGCUGCUGGUUUCGGUCCCGGUGCUCUUCGUCUUGGCCCCGCGGGUUCUGCCGCCGAAGACGCUACCGAGCAUCCCCAACCGCGACGAGAUGGAUGACCUCGCGCUCUUCCGCCGCGCCACCCUCGCGUCCGCCGGCGGGGGCGGAGGGCUCCGCCGACGCGCGGCGGCGCCGCCCAAGAUCGCGUUCAUGUUCCUGACCAACUCCGACCUCUCGUUCGCGCCCCUCUGGGAGCGGUUCUUCCGCGGCCAUGAGCGACUGUUCAACGUGUACGUCCACGCCGACCCUUCCGCGCGUCUCCUGCUCCCGCCAACGCCCUCCUUCCUCGGGAGAUUCAUCCCGGCGAAGGCCACGCAGCGAGCGUCGCCGACGCUCAUCUCAGCAGCGCGCCGCCUUCUCGCAGCGGCGCUCCUCGACGACCCGACCAACGCCUUCUUCGCCCUUCUCUCCCAGCAUUGCGUCCCCCUCCACUCCUUCCGCUUCACCUACCACGCCGUCCUCGCUAAUUCUGACGUACCGCUGGCCACCAACGGCGAUGGGGUCCUCCGCCGCCGACACCGGAGCUUUAUCGAGAUCCUCUCCGGCGAACCGGGGCUGUGGGACCGCUAUGUCGCUCGUGGCGACGAUGUGAUGCUCCCGGAAGUGACCUUCGACCAGUUCCGUGUGGGUUCGCAGUUCUUUAUCCUCGCCAGGCGGCACGCGGUGAUGGUGGUGCGUGACCGACGGUUGUGGAAGAAGUUCAAGAUGCCAUGCCUCAAGUCCAAAGAAGAUUCUUGCUACCCCGAGGAACAUUACUUUCCGACACUCCUCCAGAUGCAGGACCCUGAGGGAUGCACUCAUUAUACGCUAACCAGGGUGAACUGGACCGAUAGCAUAGGCGGCCACCCACACACUUACCGGCCACCGGAGAUAUCCGGUGAUCUAAUCAAGGAGUUGAGGAGGUCGAAUUCGACAUACUCCUACCUCUUUGCACGCAAGUUCUCUCCGGACUGCCUUGAUCCCCUGCUCGAGCUUGUGGAUAUUACUAUCUUUCGGGAUUGAGUCCUCUUUUGGUUGCGGUCUGCAGCAAAGGGAUUGGUGCUUAGGCAAAUGUAUGAGAGAUUGAUGAGAGUAUAUGGCUAAAGCUGAUCCAUCUUUUCCUCUUCAUUUGUGAACCCCAUCUCUGUCACUGGUAAAGAUGAUGCUGGUCUAAAGUGCAAGGAAGAACUAAGAUGGCUUAAGUGAGACAUCCACAUUAGUUAUUAGCAUCAUGAUCCUGUGCAAGGGAUAGUAAAGCACUUUUGUAUCUACACAGAGUUCAAUAAUAAUGGUGAAUGAAGGAAUCAUCUGACAGAAUCUGAGCAAAAAAAUCACUUCUCUUGGGAAAGAAUGCAUGCGGCAGAGGCAAACUAUACUGGUUAAACUCUUAUCAUGGUCACCACUUCUAACUGAAGCAGGUUUGCUCUCUUGAUAUUGGAGUUAAAGAUGCAUCAGUAUCCUUCCUAAACCCUUGGUAAAGUUUGGUGGUGCAGGCAUCUUUUUUAUCCAGUGGAAAAACCACAUCAGCCUUCAGGAAUGUGUCAUAAGCCUGUCACCACCUUCUUUGUUUGUCACUGCCACAAGGAUGUAACCUGUGUGGACAGUGACUCAGAAAUGCUUCACUGUCACAAGGAAUAGAAUGGCAACACAUCAGCUUUGAGUCACAUGUAGUUGCAUGUUCUAUUUAUAAUUAAUUUCUGCACCAAUUACAUUCAGAAUCAUAAUGACCUUGUCUUAAAGUUUCUUCCAGGAACUACUCUGUCAUUG
Musa acuminata AAA Group (dessert banana) is the source of this 2110-nucleotide messenger RNA. Its product is annotated as glycosyltransferase BC10-like. Gene Ontology annotation, cellular component: membrane. Gene Ontology annotation, molecular function: glycosyltransferase activity. Bases 248 to 1366 code for a protein of 372 amino acids. NCBI's taxonomy places the organism in Eukaryota, Viridiplantae, Streptophyta, Magnoliopsida, Zingiberales, Musaceae. The record is from RefSeq and is a predicted model, not a curated record. The transcript is spliced from 3 exons.